AACUCAUGAAUGCAUCACCUGUCAAGCGACAUAUGGUGCUUUUGCUCGAUCCAUUCAGGCAGAAGCUAAUUUUCUCAGUAAGCAAAUAAACCAGGAAAUAUACCAUGUUCACGCAAAUAGCUACUGCACCAUAAUCCAGUUUUCAGACUGUGCUCAUGGUGUGGACCAUUAGGCCAGGCUAUACUAACGCUGGGGAAAUUGUGCCAGUUGUUCACGUUAGGGCAAUCACCUGACUGAUGAUGCUUGAAUAAGUCACAGCAGACACCUCCUUAGAAGAGGCAUCCCCUCCUGUGUGUGAAAGAAGAACACCUCUUCUAAGAUGGUGCCUUCCACCAAGACUUUUACGAUCCAAAGUUACGUGAACAUCUGGAUGGAGGGAACGUAGGUGGACGACUGGAAAACCGGAUGCUUACAAUCGUGUAUGGCCCUGACCUGGUUAACAUAUCGUACUUGAACUUAGUAGCAGCUCAGGAAGACAUUGCAAAGGAAUGGUCAGAGGAAAUCUUCAGUCUGGCAACGAACCUGCUGGCGCAGAACAUGUCAAGAGAUGCUUUUCUGGAAAAAGCAUACACAAAACUUAAAUUGCAAGUCACUACGGAUGGACGCAUCCCUUUGAAAAACAUUUAUCGCCUCUUCUCCUCAGACAGAAAGCGUGUGGAGACGGCACUGGAAGCUUGUAGUCUUCCAUCUGCCAGGAAUGAUUCAAUUCCUCAAGAUGACUUCACUCCAGAAGUUUACAGAGACUUUUUGAGCAACCUAUGUCCUCGGCCUGAAAUAGACCACAUCUUCCUAGAGCUUGGUGCUAAGAGCAGACCAUAUCUUACUGUUGACCAAAUGAUGGAAUUUAUAAACUUGAAGCAACGAGACCCACGGUUAAAUGAAAUUCUUUAUCCGCCUUUGAAGCAGGAACAAGUUCAGCAGCUGAUUGAAAAAUAUGAACCCAAUAAUGGUUUGGCUAAGAAAGGGCAGAUAUCAGUGGACGGAUUUAUGAGGUAUUUGAGCGGAGAGGAAAACGGAGUGGUUCCACCUGAAAAACUGGAUUUGAAUGAGGAUAUGAGCCAGCCUCUGUCUCACUAUCUUAUCAAUUCCUCGCACAACACCUACCUCACAGCUGGACAGCUGGCUGGUAACUCUUCCGUAGAGAUGUAUCGCCAAGUGCUAUUGUCUGGCUGCCGCUGUGUUGAGCUGGACUGCUGGAAAGGCCGAACAGCUGAAGAAGAGCCAGUCAUUACACAUGGAUUCACCAUGACAACUGAAAUAUCCUUUAAGGAAGUAAUAGAAGCUAUUGCUGAAUGUGCAUUUAAGACAUCUCCUUUCCCGAUUCUCCUCUCUUUUGAAAAUCAUGUGGAUUCCCCUAAACAGCAGGCAAAAAUGGCGGAAUAUUGCAGAUUAAUAUUUGGAGAUGCUUUGCUGAUGGAGCCCCUUGAGAAAUACCCACUUGAACGUGGUGUUCCACUUCCAAGCCCAGCAGACCUGAUGUACAAAAUUCUGGUGAAGAAUAAAAAGAAGUCCCACAAGUCUGUAGAUGGGAGCACAAAGAAGAAACUGUCUGAACAAGCUUCAAAUGCAUGCAGUGAUGCUUCUAGUGGGUUUGAGCCUUCCUCUCCUGGAGCAGGGGAAGCGGAGAUUGACAGUGAUGAUGACGACGAUUAUGACGAUGACUGCAAAAAAUCAUCAAUGGAUGAAGGGACAGCUGGAAGUGAGGCCAUGGCUACUGAGGAAAUGUCAAACUUGGUGAAUUACAUACAGCCUGUGAAGUUUGAGUCAUUUGAGACAUCUAAAAAACGGAACAAGAGUUUUGAAAUGUCUUCCUUUGUGGAAACCAAAGCACUCGAGCAGCUCACAAAAUCUCCUGUUGAGUUUGUGGAGUAUAAUAAAAUGCAGCUGAGCCGAAUUUAUCCAAAAGGGACACGUGUUGAUUCCUCAAAUUACAUGCCUCAGCUCUUCUGGAACGCAGGCUGUCAAAUGGUUGCUCUUAACUUCCAAACUGUAGAUUUGUCUAUGCAAAUAAAUAUGGGGAUGUAUGAAUAUAAUGGCAAAAGUGGGUACAGGCUAAAGCCAGAAUUUAUGAGGAGACCAGACAAGCACUUUGAUCCUUUUACUGAAAGUAUCGUAGAUGGAAUAGUAGCAAACACUUUGUCUGUGAAGAUUAUUUCGGGACAGUUACUUUCUGACAAAAAGGUUGGCACUUAUGUAGAAGUGGAUAUGUUUGGUCUCCCUGUGGACACAAGGAGGAAAGCUCUCAAGACCAAGACAUCUCAAGGAAAUGCUGUGAAUCCUGUAUGGGAUGAUGGAACCAUAGUAUUUAAGAAGGUUGUUCUGCCUUCACUAGCAUGUAUGAGGAUAGCAGUCUAUGAAGAAGGAGGAAAGUUCAUUGGACAUCGGAUAUUGCCAGUAUCAGCAAUUCGACCCGGUUAUCACUAUAUUUGCCUGAGGAAUGAAAGGAAUCAGCCCUUGAUGCUGCCAGCCUUAUUUAUAUACAUAGAGGUGAAAGACUAUGUGCCUGAUACUUAUGCAGAUGUCAUUGAAGCAUUAUCCAAUCCAAUCCGAUACGUGAACUUGAUGGAGCAAAGAGCAAAACAGCUGGCAGCCCUGACUCUGGAGGAUGAAGAAGAAAUAAAGAAAGAGGCUGAUCAAGGAGAUAUCCCUUCAGAAGCUCACAAUGAACCUAAGCCUGCACCAGCUGAAAAUGGAGUCAACCACACCACUUCCCUCACCCCUAAACCAUCCACUCAGGUUGUUCCCAGCCAACCAGCACCGGGUUCUGUGAAAGUGCCAGCAAAAACAGAAGAUCUCAUUCAGAGUGUCCUGACAGAAGUUGAAGCACAAACGAUUGAGGAGCUGAAGCAACAAAAAGCAUUUGUCAAACUUCAGAAGAAACACUACAAAGAAAUGAAGGAUCUUGUGAAGCGACACCACAAGAAAACCACGGAUCUUAUAAAAGAGCAUACUGCAAAGUAUAACGAAAUCCAAAACGACUACCUGCGGCGGAGGGCAGUCUUGGAGAAAACAGCUAAGAGAGACAGUAAGAAAAAAAGUGAAACUGGCAGUCCAGAUCACAGCUCUUCAACAAUUGAACAAGAGUUGGCCUCCCUUGAUUCAGAAAUGACCCAAAAGUUAAUAGAACUUAAGGAAAAGCAACAGCAACAGCUGCUUAAUCUUCGACAGGAGCAAUAUUACAGUGAAAAGUACCAGAAGCAAGCACAUAUUAAAUUGCUUAUUCAAAAGCUGACAGAUGUAGCAGAGGAAUGCCAGAGCAAUCAGUUAAAGAAACUGAAAGAAAUUUGUGAAAGAGAAAAGAAAGAGCUGAAGAAAAAGAUGGACAAAAAGAGGCAGGAGAAAACCACAGAAACGAAAUCAAAGGAUCGAAGCCAAGUGGAUGAGGAGAAGACAGAAAUGAUUCGGUCAUAUAUUCAGGAGGUGGUGCAAUACAUUAAAAGGCUAGAAGAUGCUCAAACUAAAAGGCAGGAAAGACUUGUGGAGAAACACAAGGAGGUUCGUCAGCAAAUACUGGAUGAAAAGCCCAAGUUACAGGCUGAACUUGAUCAAGAAUAUCAAGACAAAUUCAAAAGACUCCCAUUGGAAAUUCUGGAAUUUGUUCAAGAAGCAAUGAAAGGCAAAAUUAGUGAAGAUGGAGACCACAGUUCUACCACUUCUUCCCUGGCAUCUGAUGGUGGAAAACUGAACCAUAAACCACUACAAAAUGAAGAGCUGGAAGAUCAUCCAGGAAAGGUGUUUGAUACACCCCUCUAGCAACUCCUACAAGGCCACGUACCUACCUUACUGUGGCACAACAAGUCACCACCUUGUUCCCCAGAUCAUCUCUUCUUUGUAAAUGGCCAUUGGACAGCUUCAGAUAUGGAAGGCAUCCAGAGGGACAGGACAUGUUUCUGAAAGGAGACGUCGGUGAGGAAAUUCUGUGUUGUUUGUCGGCCUUCUUUAUUUUAUCAGCAUAAUGGAGUAGAUUAAUAGGCCAGGGCUGCCCUUUCCCUGGCCAGUUUCACAUGGGUAGAUUUCAAGUCUGGAGCUUUCCAUGGGGACCAGCGUGCUUUGUGCAGGUAAAUGUGCAUAGACCUCCAUGAGAAGUAGCAGUGAAAAAAAAUAUUCUAAACACCAUUUUCAUAACAUCCUUAACCCUUUGUUUCCUCCUUUGUAACUGCACCUUGAAAGCUUGUAUCAUCUUAAUAAUUGCACUGAUUUUUUUUAAAAAAGUCCUUUCUUUGUUUUUAUUUCUUCUUCUUUUUUCGCUUUGAAGUACCAGUAGCUUGCUUUGUUGACAAUGUGUUGGAGGAUCAUCUGCUUUAAGAUGGUCUGUUAAAACUGUGGUCACUAGCAUAAGUUCUCAAGUUGAAAUCUCUUCAAG
Molecule: messenger RNA, 4363 nt
Organism: Elgaria multicarinata webbii
Lineage: Eukaryota; Metazoa; Chordata; Lepidosauria; Squamata; Anguidae
Gene: PLCB1
Product: phospholipase C beta 1
Exons: 30
Coding region: 406-3753 (1115 amino acids)
Biological process (GO): phosphatidylinositol-mediated signaling; lipid catabolic process; memory
Cellular component (GO): nuclear speck; cytoplasm
Molecular function (GO): calcium ion binding; calmodulin binding; phosphatidylinositol-4,5-bisphosphate phospholipase C activity
Source: RefSeq, a predicted model, not a curated record